Messenger RNA from Anneissia japonica, 2083 nucleotides. RefSeq lists its product as uncharacterized. The record is from RefSeq and is a predicted model, not a curated record. Bases 179 to 1615 code for a protein of 478 amino acids. The transcript is spliced from 12 exons. Lineage: Eukaryota; Metazoa; Echinodermata; Crinoidea; Comatulida; Comatulidae.
AAACUGUCCCGGAAGUGGAGAAGAAUGAUACCAAUGCUUAUUUUUUUGUAUUUCGUGGUUAUUUGAAGUGCAAAGUUUUGUUACACUGUGCAGUAGUAGUGAAAACAACCAAACAGUUACCAGGGAGAAACUUGAAGAGUUUAAAUAUUUAAGCCUUCGUUAUUAAUUUUUUCAAGCUAUGACGGCUAUAAUUUCGCAAUGGAAGGGAAGAAGUAAAAGGAAUAUAGACCCCGGAACGAAUCAGAUUCAUGCUGGCUACUUGGAGCUUUACAAUCUUGAAUGUAAACAAAAGUGGGUAGUAUUUGAAGAAAUCAAAUCAGAAGUACAUCCUUGCAGAUACCAAUUAACUAUAUGCCCAAAAAACAAUGGAAUGAAGAGCAAACGGAAAUGCUAUAUUCUUGAUAAGGACCAUUUUAUUGGAAUAGAGGAAGGAACUGUUGGCAAAGAGGCAUAUUUUGUAAUUUUUCUGACGAGCGAUAACUUAAUUUUCCAAACCAAAAAUAAAAGCGAGGCUGACAGCUGGUGCAAAAUUGUAAAGGAACAUCUAACACAUGAGAGGUGGUCAGUUCAACUGAAAAAUGAUGAUAAUAAACUGGAACGAUAUUAUCUUCACGUCACAAAUUCAUUCGUAUCUCUCACGCACAAUCCCCCGGAGGUGUAUAAACGAUGGAACAUUGCGAACAUUGGCCGCGUGAGUUGUGAAAGCAGUGGAUAUCUGAGUAUUGCUGUUGUUGAGUCAGGAAGUGAUUCAGGGUUUUUCCAAAUAAAGACUCAGAAAUCAACAGAUAUGAUUCAGAUAAAGGAAGCAAUAGGCAAAGCCAAAAAGGAAAUGGCGCACAGAGAAGGUGAGGCAAAAGUGGAAGAAAAAUUGACAACGGAAGAAAACACCACCCAUUCACCACACCAGAGAAGUAGUGUUACACAAAUUAUGACCAAAAAGCAUGAGGAACCACGUUCACAUUUCACGGAACCAGUGAGGCCGGGUCCCCGGGUACCAGAUUUAGUCAGAGGGAAAGAACGGGAUUUAAGGGCAAAGAAGCCAUCUCCACCUACUUCUCCAGAUCGUAACCCAGGACCUGAUCUAAUUUAUGGUGGAAGUGGAUACAUAACUAAUUGUCAUUUCGAAGGUUCUGAAAGCAAAUCAACAGCUUGUGUAGAAGAGUUAACAAGGGAAUAUGGAAAUUUGGAAAAUGAUUCUAAACGCUAUCAAAAUGGUAGUUUAAUUGUGGAACGUCCACCUCCUCUGCCAAUCAGGGAUGACCUUCGUCAUUUCGAGUCUGUGACGCUUGGUGACACAAUAGAGGCAAUUCGAAGGAAACAAGUUUGUUUCAGAGACUCUUUGAAUAUUAAACCAAGUAAACGUCAUCAGUUAUUCGCCAUAAUGGAUGCUUCAGGCUGGUGGAAACACUUAGCUGCCGCAAUUGGUUUGGAUGUUAGUGAUAUAGAAGUUGUGGACAAUCUUGCGCCAAGGUAUAAUAUUUCCUGGACUGAAAUGGUGGUUUAUCACUGGGAAUGCACGCGGAACCCAUCAAGGAUAUGCAGUAUACGGGAAAUGCAGAAUAUUGCUCAGGAAACAAAUCGUCCAGACCUUUUGAGUAUGUUGGCUGAUGAGUAAUCUGAAAAGAAAAUGCUUUUUUGUGGAACCUUGAUCAGAGUCCUCGAAUAUAAUCCUUGGUGGGGAACAUUACUCCGUUAAGGCCUCCUAUGCCCCCCUCUGGCGGCAACACUGAUCUGAACUAUGCAUUAUUCGGUAGUGUGUAACUAACAAUAUUAUUUUUAUAUUUCAGGAUAGAAUUUUUACUAUAGUUUUGUAAAUACAGUAAUAUAUGGCAUCAUUCAUGCACUGAUAUAAUAACCAUUUCAACCCUAUGUAUAGGUGUUAUGAUAGUACAAUACAGUAAAACAUACAAAUAUAUAUACAUUCCACUGAGGAAGGACUAGUGUUUUCCGAAAGAUCUGGUUCUAUUUCUGGCUGUUUACUUAUGUUUACUUUUUAGAUGUUGCUUACCAAAUUUAUAUCUCUACCGAGAUCCAACCAUUGCUUCCAACAGCAUUGUUGCUUAUUAGUAUUUUGCCUUUUAAU